Messenger RNA from Glarea lozoyensis ATCC 20868, 1191 nucleotides. Its product is annotated as NAD(P)-linked oxidoreductase. Gene Ontology annotation, molecular function: D-arabinose 1-dehydrogenase [NAD(P)+] activity. Gene Ontology annotation, biological process: dehydro-D-arabinono-1,4-lactone biosynthetic process. The record is from RefSeq and is a predicted model, not a curated record. The transcript has a single exon. The coding region runs from base 1 to 1191 and encodes 396 amino acids. Lineage: Eukaryota; Fungi; Ascomycota; Leotiomycetes; Helotiales; Helotiaceae. Gene Ontology annotation, cellular component: cytosol.
AUGCCACCAUCUCACCCACCCCUCUCCACCGUUCUCCCUCCUCUCAUCUGUGGAACCGCAACCUUCAACAAUCAAUACAACCCCGAUACCUCCAAAAUCCCUUGCAACGCCAUCAUCCAACGCGCCCUCGAACUCGGCGUAACAGCAUUCGACACCUCUCCCUACUACGGUCCCUCCGAAUCCCUUCUCGGCACCGCCCUCACCCAACCCGCCGUCCUCUCCUCCUUUCCCCGCGAAAGCUAUAAGAUCCUCACCAAAGUCGGUCGCAUAGGCGCCUCCGAGUUCGACUACUCACCAGAAUGGGUCCGCUACUCCGUCCAGCGAUCAUGCGAACGUCUACACACAAAAUACCUAGACGUGGUCUACUGCCACGACGUUGAAUUCGUAACCCCCUCCGAAGUCCUCCAAGCAGUCAUCGAACUCCGCCGUAUCCGCGACACAACCGGAACCAUAAAAUACAUCGGAAUCUCCGGCUACCCCGUUCCUCUUCUCUGCGAACUCAGCGAGCUCAUCCUAUCUUCCACAGGCGAGCCCUUAGAUGUGGUAAUGUCAUACGCGAAUUACACGCUGCAAAACACCACGCUCCAGACGCAAGGGCUUCAGAAGCUUAAGAGAGCAGGCGUUGACUGCGUCCCCAAUGCAAGUCCUCUCGGCAUGGGACUCCUCCGCAGCGUAGGCGUGCCCGUGGGCGGAAAAGGAGAUUUCCAUCCUGCGCCGCCAGAACUGCGUCAGAAAGUUGCGGAGGCGGCCAAAUACACGGCUUCGAAUGGCGAUAAAUUGGAGACGGUAGCUAUCCGCUGGGCGCUCGAGACCUGGGCGCGUUCUGGUUCGCAAAAUGGUGUCGGUGUAAGUGUGAUGGGCGUCAGUAACCUGUCUGAGCUGGAAGAGACAAUGUCCGUGUAUAAUUCCAUUCUCGAUGGUCUACCAGUCUCCGGACGAGAGGUCAGCACAGAGAAGAAGGUCUGGAGUGAGGAGCGAAGAAAACAUAUUGCCGAGUUGGCGGAAGGUGUGUGGGCUAUUCUGGGGGACUUGAAGGAUUACACCUGGGCGAGUCCAGACGAGGGAUACAUUAAUAUGCGCGUUGCGAAAGGUGUCGUUGAUGUCGUUGCACCGUUACCGACACUUCCUGCCCCCAAGGGAACGGAAACUGGGUUGGAGACGGAUAGGAUUGUCAAGACUAGUAGACUAUGA